This is a messenger RNA of Cottoperca gobio, 5971 nucleotides long. It is a transcript of the gene brsk1a, whose product is annotated as BR serine/threonine kinase 1a. The record is from RefSeq and is a predicted model, not a curated record. The coding region runs from base 1220 to 3601 and encodes 793 amino acids. Gene Ontology annotation, biological process: protein phosphorylation; intracellular signal transduction. The transcript is spliced from 20 exons. Gene Ontology annotation, cellular component: cytoplasm. Lineage: Eukaryota; Metazoa; Chordata; Actinopteri; Perciformes; Bovichtidae. Gene Ontology annotation, molecular function: ATP binding; protein serine/threonine kinase activity.
UGGAGAGAGAGUGGGACCCGGAUGCUGAUGCGAGUGAGACGAAGGAAGGAAGAGGAGAGAGAAAAUAUCGAUUUACGGCAAGAAAACCGAAGGGAGUUUAAUACAGGGGGCCUUUACCCUGCGUGAACUAUUAUCAGAAGUGAGGAGGGGGAUAAAGCAGUCGAUAAUAGUGCGGGUUGAUCUGCGGAUAUCUGUGUUUUUUUUUUACCUGUGUAUCCGCCGGUGAGGGAGGAGGACACGCCAAAAGGAGAGAGGAGAAGAUGCUGUGAUCUGCAGGGAUGUAGAGAGACGGGGAGAGACAGGGAGGGGGAGGACUACGCUACGCUAAGGAUGGUUGUUUUGCUAGGAAUACGCGUUUCACCUCGAAAUAUUGUGAGAAUGUGGCGGCCGUGUGAUAAAUCUUACCGUUUGGCGAUGCCCGGGAACUUCAGGAGGAGUCGGUUUUUUUGACAGCGAGACGGCCGUUGGUCCAGGCGUUGAAGCUAAAGCUAGCCUCGCUGCUGUGUGGGAGAGCGGCGGCGAGGCUAAAACAUAGCAUGUUGUUGCACCUGUAAAACAGGCCUGACAGAAUAAAAACUGAUUUAAUUAUCAGUGCUAACAUUUACCUGACGUCUUUGACGUUUUGUUUGGUUAGACUCGACCAGCAAAGGAUAUAAAUAUUUGCAGCAGACGUGAAAAAAACACUUGGUUGUUUUAUAGCGUUAACGUCACGCGAUCAUUUUCUUACUAACCGUCAUAUAUAGUUAACGUCAUUAUACAAUUAAGCUAAUGCACAGGAGUGAAACUCUUUAGUUUGCCUACCUUGUCAUGUUUAUCUUUAGGGUAGUAUUUAACGCUUAAAACAGCCUAAUAACUUGCUGUCAUCUCAGUUUCUCUGCUUUAAACUACCACUAGCAAGCUGUUUUUUUGUUAAAUAUCAACGUUGUACAUGUGAACUGUGCUUCAGAACAAACAUAUUUAGCUUUGUGUAUUAACCAGGUUUAGAUGAAGAAUGUUCAUUUAUCAUCCAGAUGUUGUAAAUCAGCACCAGUUUGCAUUUUUUACACGUUCACCCAGUAACUUCAGUGUAGCAGGGUUAUCACUGAAAUAAAGCUAUUCCUUCUUCUAAAUUGAGCACCAUCUUGUAUCUCACGAUAACUGUAUACGCUGUUUAAUAUCACAGCGAUUGCAAUAACCACUGUGCAGAAGUAGUAGUGUAUUAGCCUCCUUCAAGAGCAGUAUGAGUAAGGAACUGUCUCUGAGUCAGUCAGCUCAAUAUGUUGGGCCCUACCGACUGGAAAAAACACUGGGGAAGGGACAGACAGGACUGGUCAAGCUCGGGGUCCAUUGUAUUACGGGUCAGAAGGUAGCGAUCAAAAUAGUCAACAGAGAGAAGCUGUCUGAGUCAGUCCUGAUGAAGGUUGAGAGGGAGAUUGCCAUUCUGAAACUGAUUGAGCAUCCGCAUGUGUUGAAGCUGCAUGAUGUUUACGAGAAUAACAAAUACCUGUACCUGGUGUUGGAGCAUGUGUCGGGAGGAGAGUUGUUUGACUACCUGGUGAAGAAGGGCCGGCUGACUCCGAAAGAGGCCAGGAAGUUCUUCAGGCAGAUCAUCUCUGCUUUGGAUUUCUGCCACAGUCAUUCCAUCUGUCACAGAGACCUGAAGCCUGAGAACUUGCUCCUGGAUGAAAAGAACAACAUCCGUAUCGCUGACUUUGGCAUGGCCUCCCUACAGGUGGGAGACAGUCUGUUAGAGACCAGCUGUGGAUCACCACAUUAUGCUUGCCCUGAAGUUAUACGGGGAGAGAAAUAUGACGGGCGAAGAGCAGAUGUGUGGAGCUGUGGGGUCAUCCUUUUUGCUCUGCUGGUGGGUGCCCUGCCCUUUGACCAUGACAAUUUACGGCAGCUCCUGGAGAAGGUGAAGAGCGGGGUGUUCCACAUGCCCCACUUCAUCCCCCCGGACUGUCAGUCCCUACUCAAGGGCAUGAUUGAGGUCAACCCUGAAAAGAGGCUCACGCUAGAGGCCAUCCAGAAACACGCCUGGUAUCUGGGUGGUCGCAAUGAGCCGUGUCCUGAGCAGCCUCCUCCCAGGCGAGUGUGUGUGAGGCGAAUCUCUUCCCUGACUGAGCUGGACCCAGAUGUGUUGGACAGCAUGCACUCGCUGGGUUGUUUCCGAGACCGAGGCAAGCUCACACGUGAUUUGCAAUGUGAAGAAGAAAACCAGGAGAAGAUGAUCUAUUACCUGCUGCUGGACAGGAAAGAGCGAUACCCCAGCUAUGAGGAUGAGGACUUGCCACCGCGCAAUGACGUAGGUCAGUCAUUAGGGGGCAGGAGGGAUCCAUUGAAGGCAGCGAGCUCCUUUUCUCAGCCUCAGUUUCUGGGAAGAGAUUGUACCACAGUAUCCGACCCUCCUCGAAAGCGUGUUGACUCUCCGAUGCUGACGCGCCACGGCCGCUGUCGCCCAGAGAGGAAAAGCCUGGAGGUGCUCAGUGUUACUGAACAGGGGUCCCCUACCCCGCCUCGCAGGGCCCUGGACACCGCUGCACACAGCCAGAGGUCUCGCUCUGUCAGUGGGGCAUCAACUGGUCUCUCCUCCAGCCCUCUCAGCAGUCCCAGGGUUACUCCCCAGGGCUCUCCGUUGCCCACACCCUUGGGCACCCCUGUCCACCACCCUCACCACCCCUCCUCUACCCCGCCCUCCUCUUCCUCGUCCUCAUCCUCCUCGCGGGCGGAGGGAGGGGGAGGGGUGGGCUCCCUGUCGCUGACCCCGCCCUCCAGUCCUGGAGGGGGAAGCGGCAUGGCGGCCAGCAGCUCUGCUCACUGGAGGACUCGCCUCAAUUCUUUCAAGAACAACCUGCUGGGCUCACCGCGUUUCCAUCGCCGUAAAAUGCAAGAAGUGGCGCCGCUUGGCAGCUCAACUGCCGACCCUUCUUCAGCAUUGAAAGUUCCUACAUCAGAAGACAUGUCCAGUCUAACUCCAGAAUCCAGCCCUGAGCUGGCUAAGAAGUCGUGGUUCGGGAACUUCAUCGGCUUGGAGAAAGAGGAGCAGAUCUUUGUGGUGAUCAGAGACAAACCUCUGAGUUCUGUCAAAGCCGACAUCGUCCACGCCUUCCUGUCCAUCCCGUCACUCAGUCACAGCGUUCUCUCACAGACCAGCUUUCGGGCCGAGUACAAGUCCUCCGGCGGCCCUUCCGUCUUCCAGAAGCCGGUCAAAUUCCAGGUGGACAUUUCUUUCUCCGAAGGCGAGAGGGAGCGAGAGAGGACCGAGAGGGAGGGAAGGAGGGAGACAGGAAUCUACAGCGUGACGUUCACCCUCAUUUCAGGUCCGAGUCGCAGGUUCAGACGAGUGGUGGAAACGAUUCAAGCCCAGCUUCUCAGCUCCCAUGAUCAGCCCAUGGUGCAAGCCCUAACUGAUCCCUUCCCAGAUGAGAAGAAUGGCCGGCCCCACGGGACCCCCACCCGCCAAAACUCGAGGCGCUCCGAGGGUGGGGGCGACAGGUGCGAGUGGGGUGACCGAGCAGAUGGAGGAGGCAUAGGCGGCAGCGGGGGAGUUCUGCAGCGCAGAGGCUCGGCAAAAGAGAGAACCCGACUGCUGUCCUCCAAUGGAACCCAAUCCCAACCGUAGGAUAGAAAGCGAGACCAUGCAGCAGGAUGCCUGAACUACACCGGAAAGAAGACAGUGUAACUUCAUCUCCAAGUAUCCCUGCAAGCCAUGAGCUACUCCUAUUCUUCCUUGACUAAGUUAUUGAAGGUGCUUGAACAUAGCAAGGAUUGAGCCUUUUCCCUGUCAUGCUUUCCCCCCCUCCCCCCCUCCAACUUGACCUUCUUUUGAUCUUCUGGAUCACCAGGAUUCCUACCCUUAAAUGAGAACGAAGUGUUAAGGAAUCACCCUUUUAAUGAAAAAAAUAAUAAUAUGUGAAUGAGCAGUUUGGUAUCCAUCAUAGAUACAGCUUCACAGAUCAAACUAGGAAUUUUGAAGUGCUAAUGUGCAUGCCAGUUAGCAAAUCAGCCUGCUAAAGGAUGCUGAAAUGAUCAGAUAGGCUAGUCUACCAUAUCAUUGUAAUACAGUAUCUGACACCAAAAAGAAAUUACUCUUAAAAUUUACCAGUGCGCUCAUAUCAUUAUCAAGCAACAUGCAAUUACCAGUCCAUACUGAAAGAAAUGUAGAUGUAUCUAUAGAUGUGUCUCUGCAGACGAACCCUAAGAGUUAGCAACCUGCUCCCACUUCAGUGAGUGGUGAUGAGCUGAACGAAAGGUCCUGAUUUUCUCACGAGAAACUACAUCCUGGAGUUCUCUGGAAGGGUCUUCUCCUGAGGUAAAGAAAACCAACUAAGUAAGCUAAGUAAGUGAAUGUGAAAAAAAAUAUUUUUUUAUUUAGUUUGUAUUUAUUGUUUACAUAUUUGUUUUGAGGAUGUCAGUAGCACAGUCACAGCGGUGAAGACAGUAACAGUGUCGGAGAGAGGAAGCUGACCAGUUGCGUUUUAGAUGGCAUUCGUUUAAAGUGAAAUGUUUUGAUUCUUUUGUAUUUUGUUUUUACUCAGAGACGAUAUGAAACAAUGCAUCUAAGAUUUUUCGCCCUGUUGCUCUGAAGAAAAGUAUUUUUUGAUUUGAACAGAAAUAUGAACAUUACUAUAUGAAGAAAAGAAAAAAAAACACUAUGCGUGAAUAUUUCCAUGAACCUCAUCACAGCUGUUUGAGGCCAGAUUGAAUGAGAAGAGCAUUCCUGGCCUGUGGAUCAAACAGAAGCCACCUUUCUCGUCAAGCUUGUCUCCUAUUGCCAUAGUAUUUAUGUACUGACACCGAACAAAAUAAAAGAACAACAAAAAAAAACCCACAAAGGAAAUUCAUCAAUGGACGUUUUCAUAAUGCCGGACUUAUAGGCUUGCGAUGUCAAUUCCUUGUUGUGCAGGACUUCAAAAGGGGAAGCAAGCAAAGAGUCUCCUAACCCCAUGCUCCUCACUUCUUCAGUGUUCACCAACAAGCCAAGUAGUCCAUCACUGCACCCACGCCCAUCACCAGAGAGUCGCACCAUUCUGCAAGCAGACGUAGCAACUCGGACAGUCAUGUAUUACUCCAGCACUCUAUCAGACUAGUCAAUGUUUUUCACCAGUCUUCCAUACAGCACAAUAUGCAACAAAAGUGCAGAAUGUUUUCCGAGAGAUACACAGUGCUACGGUUCUGUUUCUUUUUUUUUUGUUUUUAUAUUUGUCCAUUUACCUAUCUUAUCUAUUUAUUUAUGUAUUUAUUUGGUCAGGUGGUUGAUUGUGUCAUGUAUUUGUUUACAAACUAGAUUUUAUGCCAACAAAAAUAUAUCAAAAGCUAAUUCAAGAAACCUAUUUCAAUUCUCAUUUCUCAUUAUCACUGUUUUUUGAGUGCUUCUUUCGGAGAAGAAGAAUGACUUGGAUAGCAGUACUGACAUGUUGCUCUCAUCUUACAGCACCAAUAAUCUUUGUUUAUUUCUCACAUCUCUUUUAUCACUGAUUUCUCUGGUAACCUGUGUGUGUGUGUGUGUGUGUGUGUGUGUGUGUGUGUGAGACGGGUGGAUGGCGGCUGAGUGAGAGAUGCAUUUUGAGCUGAUCAGAGUUUCCGACUGACCCAGGAAUAUUACAUUAACUAACAUAGCCAAACCCUAACAGGCACAUCAUUUCUCUCACACACAUGAAAUGCUUGCUGUUUUGCUUCAUCUCUUGCUUUAAUGCCUUGUCCGUUUGACCUGUCUGUCUGCCUCUUCACCCGUUGUGUGGCCAUCAUCACAAGAGAAACUGUACAAAGUUGUUUGCCUCACUGUCCGUACACACUCUUUGAUUGCUCACCAUCACCACUUUCAUCUUUCUCGUCACCUUCACUUUCAUUGACCCAACUCUGGCUAAGAUUGUAAACUAUUCUCCAUUCAUAAGGGUCAGUAGAAUAAGGUGUUUAAAAAAAAAAAAGAAAUGUCUGUAUCAUAAUUUAAAUAUAAAAAGUGCACUAUUAUAACUAUUGCCUGUGAUAAAAA